ACCCUUGAAUCAUACCGGCUGUCUUCAUCUGACGUGAGAGGACGUAAGUGUGGUGGACAGUAGUUACGACUCCAUCAAGAGUGGAGGUAUGAUAGUGAUUGGUGUUUUUGUACAAUCUUUGAACCUUACAAAAAAAAUCCAGUCAAGUGUGUGGCAUCAAUAAAAAAGAGGACCGAGUAAUAAAAGAGAAGUUUGUAGAUAAAUUGUGAAUAUGUCUCUGUCGACAAUGGGUCGGGAUAAGGAGGUGGCAAUGUGGUCUACUGUUGCUAUUCGGAUGUUGGUUAAUACCAUUUCACAUCCACUUGAAUAUGCCAAAGUGUUAAUUCAGAUAGGACAUGAACCCAGUGAACCUAUAGAAACCAGAACACUUUUUGGAAAACCGGCACUGGCUCUGCCGAAUAUUUUUCAGUAUGUAAGAUAUAUUAAAAGUGUGGAUGGAUUUGCUGGAUGCUAUCGAGGGUUGGUCCCAAACCUGUGUGCCAAUGCGGUCAAUACUAUUGCAAUCGGAAAGGCUAUGGAGUCAAAAUAUUUCAUCAAGUAUUUCCCAGAGACUCAGGCGAGGAAAGACGAGGAUAUUGAUGAUUUACCGGAUGAUAAAAGGCGAGAGAUCUAUCUGAGGGAACUAGCUAAAGGUAUAGCUUGUAGAAUAAUAGGAAUAGUUGCAAGUCACCCAUUGGAUGUCAUCACCCUGAGGACAAUGGCCCAAUUCGUUGGGGGUGAAAACAAAUACAAUGGAAUAUUUGGAUCAAUUAGAGAAGUUUACCAUGAGAAUGGCCUAUUGGGUUAUUACGCAGGAUUGGUACCGAGAUUAAUUGCUAAUGUAACCACACUGGUACUUGUCAGUGCCUCAACGUACUUCGUCAACAAAUAUUUGAUAAAGGAUAAGGAUCUGAGGGACUGCACUACAGCUACUAUGACGUUCCUCGCAACGACUGUCACCUAUCCGUUCUUGGUUGUUUACCAUUGUAUGGCUGUUAACGAUUGUGGAUUGCCAGCUGGAGUUCCCCCACGAAUGCCCAUUUAUGGGAACUGGCUGGACUGCUGGAGGCAUUUAUCCUCGAUAAAUCAAUCGAAACGUGGUAGCAGUCUCCUCUGGCGCUACUACACAGGACCUCAAACAAUUAUCAACGGACACCCAGUAGCUCUUACCAAAACUACCUUCUACAAAUAACUUUCAUAAAUAACAAUACUGUUCAACAUUCACGAAGCGAGAAGCGAACAUUAAAAUACAGACUGCAGUCAUUGUCAAUGAAUAAAACUAGACAAAUUGCAGGAGUGAUUACACGAAGUAAUUUUAAAAAUCCUUGAUAAAAAUGCAACAAAUUUUUUUCUCACGUGUAACGUGUGUGUGAAUCCAUGAGAUAGACUUCAUGGAAGUGUCAAUAUAUUUCGUGUUCUUGGUGAUCAUUGUAAAAAGUCAAAUGUCAACUCGAGUCUAUUCUUUAUUAUAGAUAGAAAUAAAAGCAGAAUACAGUGAA
This is a messenger RNA of Fopius arisanus, 1478 nucleotides long. Its product is annotated as mitochondrial carrier homolog 2-like. Lineage: Eukaryota; Metazoa; Arthropoda; Insecta; Hymenoptera; Braconidae. The coding region runs from base 212 to 1171 and encodes 319 amino acids. The record is from RefSeq and is a predicted model, not a curated record. The transcript has 7 exons.